AUGGGGAGACAGAGCAAGUCAGGGCAGAGGACAUGCAGGGGAGCUGGAGGUGGGAACCGUCUUCUCACAUCACCCUCCUUCACACUCCAGGACGGUGGGAACACUGGAAGGGGGAGCCCGCCAUCUGGAACCACCCUCACGGAAGCCCUGGUUGGCAGAGUGAAGGUUCCUAUUCCUCUCCAAGAAAGCGAUAGGAAUCUAGACAUUCGCUUUCUCUCAUGUCUUCAGUACCCUUUUGCAUUCCAUGCGCUCUGUCCAAGUCAUUACUUUUCAAACCAUUUCUUGGAUGCAGAGAAAUCUUGGGUAGUGCAAGUGGCCUUAGAUCCAAGUAAAGGACAUGAGGUCCAAGUGGACAUAGAUCCAAGUAAAGGACAUCAGCAAGCCCUACUCCAUUCAGACUUUUCCAUCUGCCUCCACCCUCUCAGUCACACUCCUGGAAGCAAACCAGAAAGUUCAUCCAACAAAAAUCACUAUCUGAAAGCCUAA
This is a messenger RNA of Rangifer tarandus platyrhynchus (Svalbard reindeer), 486 nucleotides long. NCBI's taxonomy places the organism in Eukaryota, Metazoa, Chordata, Mammalia, Artiodactyla, Cervidae. The record is from the annotation of a GenBank genome assembly.